GUGUGGACCAGCCACGCAUCUUUAUACCAGACCAUAUGGACGUCUGCUUUUAUAUUCUUCUGUCUUUUAUAUCGCGUGUAUUUUAACAAGCAAGUCGCACAAAUUGGAUAACGGUGCACGGAUAGAAGGCAAGAGCUCUACGGCACUGAAAGUUUCCAGGUAGGGCUGGCUGGCUUCAGUGGGACUGGGACUUGUGUAUGAAGGCAGUCUGCAGAGUAGUGAGAGAGAGAGAGUGCUGGACUGGAUGCCCCGCCUGUCUGCUCUGCAGUGGAUUCAUAUUAUCCUGGUACAGGAGGGAGCUAGGGUGGCGUGUCGUGUGUUCACUGUGCUGCCACACCUGACUGACAGAACAGAGGGGACACUGGGUAGGAGGAUCCCUCAUCUAUCUGUGGAACACUGCCAACUCUGCGGAACCUCCGAAUCUCGGAACCUCGGAAUCUUAGAACAUUGGAACACCCCAUCAAGGCCUCUAGGUCACCCUGUCCUGAAACGGUGCUACUCAGUGCUACCCUCCUCUGCCCCCCCCAGUCUGUCUCUGUCUCUCCUCCAUGACCACCUCAGACCUCCCCAGGCCCUGGACACACCAGACUGGAGACUUGUGACUGACUGACUGACUGACUGAUAGACAGACAGACAAACUGACUGAUAGCCAGACUGACUGAUAGACAGACAGAGGGGUGGAGCGUUAGAAGUGGACCUAACCAAGGACGACGAAUGGACCCACUGUCUGGUUUCUCUUCCUCAGUGAAUGGUGCAGUUUCUCACCCUGACUCGGAUGGGAUCACCCCGAUGUUGAUUCUGUACUGUUCUCUUCAACCCAAGGGCUACUAGACUUUUGGGUGAGCGCUAAAGUACUAAGCCUCGCUAAGGCAUUGGAUUUAAGUUUGCAAAGUAAAAACAGAGGACUUGAGUCAGUGACACAGCAGAUCUCAGUUGGAGUCUGAGGGACUAUCUAUGAGCCUGUGACUGUCGCCAUGACAGCCUCUGACAGCAGCUUCAAGUACCGCGCACUCUUCGAGUACAAACGGGAGCAUGGUGAUGACAUCAGCCUCCAGCCAGGGGACGUCCUGACGGUCCUGAAGGACUCUCUGAAGGACUACCAGGAAGGGGAUGAACACCGCAGCCCCAAGGGAUGGCUGCACGGCACCAACGAGCGGACCAAAGAGAAGGGCGACUUCCCUGGGACGUUUGUGGAGUAUGCAGGGGUGUUGAGGCAGGGGCUGCCCGCCGCCAAGCCCUGGUCCAGACCCGUUCCCACGACCCCUGGGGGAACACAGAGCUGCGUGUGGCCCGGACCCCAGCCUCCAGGGGCCGCUGCAGCAGAAGGUGGGGGGCCAAGGGAGGCCCCAGAGGUGUGUGCUCUGCCUGACCAGGCUCCUGUGGCGCUACACAGGCUGAUAGAAGCUCUGGAGAGACGAGGGUUGGAGAGUGAGCCUCUGUACCGGACCACCCCAGCCUCCACCGGACCCCCAGAGCUGAGACAGGCUCUAGACACAGACCCAGUGUCAGUGGAUGUGGACCAGUAUGAUCUGGCGGUGUUGUCUGAUAGUCUGAGGGGUUUCCUCCAGGACCUGCCCUCCCCCAUCAUCCCAGCCGUGGUCUACAGUGAACUGGUCUACACCGCCCAAGAGACUCAGAGCGUGGAGGAGUGUGGCGAGAAGCUGAAGAGGAUCCUAGAGUCCCCCAGCGUCCCCCAGGCCAACCACCAGCUCCUGGUGCACCUCACCAGACACCUGGUCAGGGUGGCCCAGAGUGGGGCUCAGAACCAGGCCAGCCCCAGGAUUCUAGGCCAGACCUUCAGUGAGGCCAUCUUCAAACAUUCCCACUUCUGUGCGGACGUAAACCCAGAGCACCACGUGAAGAUCAUGGAGGCCCUGAUUGCAGCCGGGGGACUGGUGGAGAUGCAGGCAGCCCCAGCUCUUCCUCCCAAGCCGGCCAAGCCCAUGACUCCAGUGAUCAGCAGCAACGGUGUGAAGGAGGGGGCUGAGGGCUCGCUACAGGAAGCAGAGUGGUACUGGGGAGACAUAUCAAGGGAAGAGGUGAAUGAUAAGCUGAGAGACAUGCCUGACGGGACCUUCCUAGUUCGGGACGCCUCCACCAAAAUGCAGGGUGACUACACACUAACACUGAGGAAAGGGGGAAACAACAAGUUAAUCAAGAUCUACCACCGGGAUGGGAAGUAUGGUUUCUCAGACCCCCUGACGUUUGGUUCUGUGGUGGAGCUGAUCAACCACUACAGACAUGAAUCUCUGGCCCAGUACAACACCAAGCUAGAUGUCAAACUCAUGUACCCUAUUUCACACUACCAGCAGGAUCAGCUGGUGAAAGAGGACAACAUUGACGAGGUGGGGAAGAAACUCCAAGAAUAUCACAAUCAAUACCAGGAGAAGAGCAAGGAGUAUGACCGGCUUUAUGAGGAGUACACAAAGACUUCACAGGAGAUUCAGAUGAAGAGGACGGCCAUCGAGGCCUUCAACGAGACCAUCAAGAUCUUUGAGGAGCAGUGUCACACACAGGAGCGCUACAGCAAAGAGUACAUUGAGCGCUUCCGCCGGGAGGGCAACGACAAGGAGAUCGAGAGGAUCAUGAUGAACUAUGAGAAGCUAAAGUCUCGUCUGGGUGAGAUCCACGACAGUAAGAUUAGUCUGGAGCAGGACCUGAAGACCCAGGCUUUGGACAACAGAGAGACUGACAAGAAGAUGAACAGCCUCAAACCUGACCUCAUCCAGCUCCGCAAGAUCAGGGACCAGUACCUUGUCUGGCUCAAUCACAAAGGAGUGCGUCAGAAACGAAUUAAUGAGUGGCUGGGGAUCAAGAACGAGAACACAGAUGAAGGGUACUUUGUCAGUACGGAGGAGGAUGACAACCUGCCCCACUAUGAUGAAAAGAGCUGGUUCGUAGGAGACCUGAACAGAACCCAGUCUGAAGACCUUCUACUGGGGAAACCUGACGGAGCUUUCCUCAUUAGAGAGAGCAGCAAGAAGGGCUGUUAUGCAUGCUCCCUAGUUGUGGAGGGUGAGGUGAAGCACUGUGUGAUUUUCAGCACACCGAAGGGCUACGGCUUCGCUGAACCCUACAACCUGUACAGCUCUCUGAAAGACCUGGUCCUGCACUACCACCAGACCUCCCUGGUUCAGCACAACGACUCCCUCAACGUCCGCCUGGCCUACCCUGUCUACGCACAGAUGCCCUCCUCCUCCGGCCCUUCCCCACGGAGAUGAGCCCCCACCCCAGAGCCCCAACAGACUACCCACCCUACCUACACAGCCCCAGGAGGGAUGAGGGGACAGGGGGUUGGGGUUGGCGUUGGGAGGUACUGGGGUGAGCCUCAUAAUCCAAACUAGUACCCGGAACCUGAGAAAAAACCCUGAGAGAGAAGAAAAAGCAACAGAAACACUUGCUGCAACACACACGUCAGCCACCUUGGAGUUAUAUAUAUUUUUACUAGAACAAUUGGAGGGCAUUCUUUGUAAAGACUGCUUGAUUUGCACAAGGAAGUUUUAAGUGUUUGUGAAUGUGAAAAAACAGAUGGAAAGGAGAAGAGUUUCAGGUGACCCCGCUGCAACCUAAACUCUAGCCGGGACUCUUACAGAAAAAUAACAACAUGAAAACACUCAAUUUUAAGGCUUUUUUUCCCGGUCGUCCGUCUGUUGCCCAAAUUAUUCUUUUAUUUCAGUCCUUUUUCUUUUUUUGGAGGGUUGUUUUCUUUAUUUUUUUCAUUUGGACAAUUUUAUUUUGUUUACUGCUUGUUUGCUAAAUGCAAGAGAUGAUGAUGAUGAUGUCGAGUGUAUGUUCUCUGUCCCUCUCCGUAUGAGAAGCAAAAAUAAUGUAGCAUAACAGAUGAAGGACAGGUGUUCAGAGUGUCCCUCCAUAUAGACUGCUGCUGAGGGGUUGAGGGGAGGGGAGGGGAGGGUUGAAGGAAGGGGACAGUGGAAGGUCGAAAGGGGCCACAUGCGAGAAAAAAAAGGUUUUGUAGUCUUAAAAGAAAAAAACGCUUGCUUUUAUACUAACCAUAGAUGGAGAGUGAGUUUGUUUUCUUGCUUGGCUGGAUUCUAUUUCCUUUGACACAUUGUAAGUUACAGUAACGUUACAAUCACGAUGUUACAGUUCGUACAGAGACCAAAGUUGUCAUGAGGAGAGAAAAGUCCACCAUUGUGUUUUGAUUAGUCUGUACGACUGGAGAAGAGGAAAGAGACGGCUUGCUUUGUUUGAUACCACACAUAAAGCAGAGUUUGGGGCCAGUGUUCAUGCACUAUACUGAGAGGUUUGGUUUAAACCAAAUGGUACGCACAGACAGAGACGGUCGGUGAGUUUGACCGUCUAGAUUUCGGUCACGUCGAGUUAGAAGCACUUAUCUAAGAGGAGAGCCCAGGCAAGGCUGCACCGUACGGUCUGACACCAGAAAACAAACAACCUUAGAACCUGAAACACGUUUUAUGUGUGGUUUUAAAACAAGAAAUGGUGUAUGUAUAUGCUAAAGUCUGUUUAAAACAAAUGGGGACUUUUUGUAUUGGUUACAGAACCUUUGAGAUAAUAAGCUUUGAUCUGUUUUAGUGUACAUGAAGCAGGUAGGGAGGGGAGGGGUUCCAAGCUGAAGACGCAUGCUUUAGAUGAUGAUGAUGAUUAAUACUUGAAGAACGUGCAAUCCAACAUUGUAUUAUGAUUAUGUAGGUUAGCAGUCACCCAGAGAGCUGAACUAACCAGCUCCCAGACAGACUCACAGGACAGAUAAUCAAAGUGCACAGUGAAGCUUUUGAAGAGCGAUUUCUUUCUUUUUCUUUUACUUCUUUUUUUAUUUUUAUUUUUAUUUGUUUCACUCAAACUUCAUACCCGGUGCUUGACUUUAUAACCAGUGGAAACAUUUAAAAAAGAAAUAAAUAAAUAAACAUUAUAACAUCACACAAUAAACAUUGACAAAAUGACAAACAAAACCAAAAUGUGCAAUUUUCCAGUCUAUUCAGUCACCUCUACUUCCUGAUAUGAAACGUUCUAUUCUGAUUGGCUGUUGUUGUUUGUCUACUGUUUUACCAUUGGCUCUCCUUGCUGCCUAUCCAAUGAGCAGCCUCUGAGACAGACAAUGGGCCAGUGUGGCGUCCCUGGGGUCCUGUCUCUCCCAGACAGUUGUCCCCUCUCUGCAUGUGUUAAUCUCAGGCCCGAUUUGAAGGCCUUGUUGAGAGGGUAGUGCAGCAGCGGAGGGGUGAUUUUGUUCUCAGGGUCACGAAGACAGCUGUUGUACAUGGGACAAGCUCAGCCCUUGUUUACGACUAUGAGGAGCGAGCCCCCUCCAAAUUCCUGCCCCUUACUGGGCUCUAUUGGGGUAAAGACACCACUCCAGCAGCAACACUGUGAGUGUGGUAAGGUCGACUACCAAAUUUGAUCUAACAGAUAGUUACACAUAAAAAAUAGGAUUCAAAUACGUAGCUUACGUCACAGUUUAAAAACACGCGUUCGUUACAAAGUCAGACUGCACCUGUCUAUCGUCUGCAGGGUCUUUACUAAACUACCAGUGGAAACCAGUUUGGGAAAGGGGUCACACCAGUGGAAACCAGUUUGGGAAAGGGUUCACACCAGUGAGAACCAGUACACUCUUAGAAAGAAAGGUGCUAUCUAGAACCUAAAAGGGUUAUUCGGUUUUCCCCAUAAGAAAGCCCUUUGAAGGGCCCUGUUUGGUUCCAGGUAAACCCUUUUGGUUCCAGGUAUAACCCUUUUGGUUCUAGAUCGAACCCUUUUGGGUUC
Molecule: messenger RNA, 5736 nt
Organism: Coregonus clupeaformis (lake whitefish)
Lineage: Eukaryota; Metazoa; Chordata; Actinopteri; Salmoniformes; Salmonidae
Product: phosphatidylinositol 3-kinase regulatory subunit gamma
Exons: 16
Coding region: 975-3221 (748 amino acids)
Biological process (GO): insulin receptor signaling pathway; phosphatidylinositol phosphate biosynthetic process
Cellular component (GO): phosphatidylinositol 3-kinase complex
Molecular function (GO): 1-phosphatidylinositol-3-kinase regulator activity; protein binding
Source: RefSeq, a predicted model, not a curated record